This is a messenger RNA of Helianthus annuus (common sunflower), 1521 nucleotides long. Its product is annotated as tubulin beta chain. The transcript is spliced from 3 exons. Gene Ontology annotation, biological process: microtubule cytoskeleton organization; mitotic cell cycle. Gene Ontology annotation, molecular function: GTP binding; GTPase activity; structural constituent of cytoskeleton. Gene Ontology annotation, cellular component: microtubule; cytoplasm. Bases 107 to 1447 code for a protein of 446 amino acids. The record is from RefSeq and is a predicted model, not a curated record. Lineage: Eukaryota; Viridiplantae; Streptophyta; Magnoliopsida; Asterales; Asteraceae.
CAUCAACCUCCUCCUAUACAAACGCCUUCUUCAUCUCCCUUUAUUUAAUACCAUAAUAACAUGCUUCCAUUUUACUACAUGUUAUUCAUCACAAAAGCCAAAAACAAUGAGAGAAAUAUUAAACAUUCAAGGAGGCCAAUGCGGCAACCAAAUCGGUGCAAAGUUCUGGGAAGUAAUCUGUGAUGAGCAUGGUAUCGAUCCCACCGGACAAUACAAAGGUUCAACAGCCGAUCUGCAACUCGAACGGAUCAAUGUGUACUACAAUGAAGCAUCCGGUGGUCGUUAUGUUCCCCGCGCUGUCCUUAUGGAUUUGGAGCCUGGUACUAUGGAUAGUAUUCGAUCCGGCCCCUAUGGCCAGAUAUUUAGGCCCGAUAACUUUGUUUUCGGCCAGUCCGGUGCUGGGAAUAAUUGGGCCAAGGGCCAUUAUACUGAAGGUGCUGAGUUGAUUGAUUCUGUUCUUGAUGUUGUCAGGAAAGAAGCCGAGAAUUGUGAUGCUUUGCAAGGUUUUCAAGUAUGUCACUCGCUUGGAGGUGGCACGGGGUCAGGUAUGGGGACACUACUAAUUUCAAAGAUACGAGAAGAAUUCCCCGAUAGGAUGAUGCUCACAUUCUCGGUUUUCCCUUCACCUAAGGUCUCUGAUACAGUCGUUGAACCUUAUAACGCAACGCUCUCAGUGCACCAACUGGUCGAGAAUGCCGAUGAAUGUAUGGUCCUCGAUAAUGAGGCGCUUUACGACAUAUGUUUCAGGACUUUGAAGCUCACCACUCCAAGUUUUGGUGAUUUGAAUCAUUUGAUCUCGGUAACCAUGAGUGGUGUGACAUGUUGCUUGAGGUUUCCCGGUCAACUAAACUCCGACUUACGUAAGCUAGCGGUUAACCUAAUCCCAUUCCCACGUCUCCAUUUCUUUAUGGUGGGAUUUGCACCCCUGACCUCUCGUGGGUCCCAACAAUACGCCACUCUUAGCGUCCCAGAGCUGACUCAGCAAAUGUGGGAUGCUAAGAACAUGAUGUGUGCAGCUGACCCUAGACAUGGCCGAUACCUUACAGCAUCGGCCAUGUUCAGAGGUAAAAUGAGUACAAAAGAGGUUGAUGAACAAAUGAUCAACGUUCAAAACAAGAACUCCUCGUAUUUUGUUGAGUGGAUUCCCAACAACGUCAAAUCAAGCGUUUGUGACAUCCCACCAACCGGGCUUAAAAUGUCUUCAACAUUUGUUGGAAACUCGACAUCCAUUCAAGAAAUGUUUAAACGGGUGAGUGAACAGUUCACAGCCAUGUUUAGGCGAAAGGCGUUUUUGCAUUGGUACACGGGAGAAGGGAUGGAUGAGAUGGAGUUCACGGAAGCCGAAAGUAACAUGAAUGAUUUGGUGGCGGAGUACCAGCAAUACCAAGAUGCUACGGCAGAGGAUGGUCAGGAUCAUGAAGAGGAGGAUGAAGAAGAGGAGGAGUGAUUGGUAAUUUCAUCAAGAGUUCGGUUUUGAUCCACCCUAUGUUUGAUUUGUACACGUGAAAUACUUAUGUUUGU